Penicilliopsis zonata CBS 506.65 is the source of this 1680-nucleotide messenger RNA. RefSeq lists its product as hypothetical. Lineage: Eukaryota; Fungi; Ascomycota; Eurotiomycetes; Eurotiales; Aspergillaceae. The record is from RefSeq and is a predicted model, not a curated record. The transcript is spliced from 2 exons. Bases 261 to 1388 code for a protein of 375 amino acids. Gene Ontology annotation, molecular function: histone deacetylase activity, NAD-dependent; NAD+ binding.
CAACUUCGCCUCAGGCACCAACGAAAGGCACUUUACCCGAUCAGGAGCCAAUGGCAAGCGGCUGAAUUAUUGGACGUCACUGUCGGGGGUUUGACAAGGCCGCCUACUCGACUUUCCUGAGACUCUCUAGUUCAUCUCACAAGAUAAACCAUUCCCACAGAAACCACAAAACCUGGAGCUUUUCGCGGCCCUGUAUAUCAACAGCAAUAGGUCGCCAUCGAAGAAAAUCGCGGCGCAAGCACGGCCGCUCGCGCGCUGCCAUGGGCAACGAAUCCUCGACUGUGGUGGAUGAGAACACCCCUACCCAGGUUCUGGAGGCACGGAACAUCGAUGCAGUCGCAAAGUAUAUCCAAGAGAAGAAUGUCCGGCACAUUGUGGUCAUGGUGGGAGCUGGGAUAAGCACCUCGGCAGGUAUCCCCGACUUCCGCUCACCAGGCACGGGGAUCUACGACAAUCUAGCGCACCUGGACUUGCCUGAUGCCGAAGACGUGUUUGAUAUCGGCUUCUUUCGGAACAACCCAAGACCCUUCUACGCGCUGGCUCGCGAGCUGUACCCUGGAAAAUUCCGCCCGACGGUUGCGCAUUGCUUCAUCAAGCUGCUGCACGACAAGGGUCGCCUACUUAAGCAUUUCACUCAGAACAUCGACUGCCUCGAGCGGCAGGCGGGUCUACCUGGGGAGAUGAUCAUUGAGGCCCAUGGCAGCUUUGCUUCGCAGCACUGCAUCGACUGCAAGGCACAGUUCCCAGACGAGCUCAUCAAGAAAGCAGUCCAGACUGGAGAGGUCCCCCGCUGCCUUGAAUGCAAGGGUUUUGUCAAGCCAGACAUUGUCUUCUUCGGCGAAGCCCUGCCGGAGGAAUUCUUUCUCAACCGACAUCUACCUGAGGAUGCGGACCUAUGUAUUGUGAUGGGUACCAGUUUAUCCGUCCAGCCAUUUGCCAGCCUUCCUGGUUUCUGUAAAGACGGCGUGCCCCGCGUCCUGAUCAACAUGGAACGUGUCGGCGGUAUGGGGUCACGGCCCGACGAUGUCCUGCUCCUAGGGGACUGUGACGCUGGAGUGCGGAAGUUUGCUAAGGCACUGGGUUGGCUAGAGGAACUGGAGGCUCUCUGGGAGAAAACCAACCCGGACAAAGAAGCGAGGGACUGCGAAAACGCACCCCUCAAGACCCGAGAUGAGCGACUGAAAGACGAAGUGGAAAGACUUACCAACGAAGUCGAUCGCUCGCUCAACAUCACAAGCGCAUACGAGAAACGUGUCAGACAGCAGCUGGAGAAGCAGCCCGCAGACAUGACGAGCGUAUCCAAAGCUGCACAUACCGUCGACGAGAGUGCCGGCGGAGGUCUCGCGCAUGUCUUCCCUCAUAUUGCCGGCCAACAUCCCUCUCUCUAGUUAGCGGUCAACCGCAGACACCCAUUGCGACGUGAUCGACAAAGCUCAGUGAAACGAUUGGAUGGAUUUAGCAGGACACCAUCAAUAAAUCCUAUAUACCAAGGAGUAUGGCGUCUGACACAAGCACUGCACCAUCCAAAUGGGAGACUAUUGAGGAUCCUAACGAUCUUGGUGCGGGGAGUUCCAGACUUGGGAUUGAAGACUUUCCUCCUAGCCAACACCGGCGAGGCUGUGUUGGCCCGUCACAAAACACUCUGCAUUAGACUUAUCAGGUUUUUUUUUUUUUUUUUUU